AUGGUGUCCCUUCAAGACAGGCAAACUAUCAUUGCAUUUGCCACUCUUGCUGCUUCCGUAAUGCUUGUUCGUAGAAUUGCCAGUGCCUUCGUCCCUUUUGGUGUCCGAAGAUACUUCUCCAACCUCCAUAGCUUCUCUUCCCAUUUCUCCACUCAACUACUCACUGUUGUUGUAGAAAAAGAUCAAAGGCCAGAGUUUAACCAAUUGUUUCAGGCAGCUGAUUUCUACUGGGGCAAUCUGGUUACCUCAUCAAUAAUCAGGGGUAGAGAGGCUGAGGAAGAAACUGCCGUCGACAAAGAUCUUGAGAUUCUUGAUGUUUUUCGAAAUGUGAAAAUAAGGUGGAAAUUGGUUUUCACAAAGGUUGAGCAUAUUGAGAAAAUAAACACAACCAUGCAAUCAGGUAGAAGAACCUAUGAGCUAACUUUUCACAAGGAACACAAAGAUACUGUGCUGAAUCUGUACUUGGCAUACGUUUUGGAGCAAGAAAAGGCCAUUAAAGAAGAAAGAAGGGUUCAACGAUUUCAAAAGUUCCGCAACAGACGGUGGGAAUUGGACGACACAUUUGAGCACACAACGAACUUCAAGACCCUUGUAAUGGAACCACAGCUGAAGAAAAUACUAUUGGAUGAUUUGAACACCUUCAUGAGUGCUCAGGAAAAGUACAGAAGAAUUGGGAAAGCUUGGAAUCGUCGGUACUUGUUAUGUGGCCCUCCUGGCACAGGCAAGUCAGGCUUGAUUGCAGCCAUGGCUAAUCACUUAAAUUAUGACAUCUACAAGCUGGAUCGAACAGAUUUUAAUAUUCACUACAUCAUGCAUCACGAAGUCCCCAGUAAAUCAAUUUUGGUGUUCAAGGAUAUUGAUUGCGAUGUCGAGCUACUAGAUCAAGAACAUGAGAACGGACCAGAGAAUUAUGAUGAACAUAAGAGGAUGAUGUCUCUGUUCCUCGAAGCCACUGAUGGACUAUGGUUAUCUUGCAGCAACGAACUUAUUCUCGUUUAUAUGGCCAAUAACAAAGCAAUGCUUGAUCCAGCUUUACUUGGUCGCACGGACAUGCACAUUAACAUGUCAUAUUGUACCAUCUCUACAUUCAAGCAACUAGCCUUCCAGUAUCUUGCAGUUCAACAUCACAAAUUCUUUGAAGAAAUUGAAGGACUCAUAGAGGAUGUUGAAGUCGCCCCUGAAGAAGUCUUACGACAAUUAAUGAAGAGUAGUGACAUAGAAGCUUCUUUCCAAGGCCUUGUUAGAUUCCUUCAUGACAAGAAAUUUAAUCUUGAAAAACCUGAAACCAGCAUGAAAACUGAAUCUAUAGAAUAGAAAAAGGAGAGGAAAAGAUCAUCGGCUAGCAGAUUGGAAAGGGCGAUAGAAGUUGGAGACAUCUCAAGGUUAAGAACAUGAAUGAAGUGGAUUACAAAGCACAGACAUGCUCAUGAGUUUGUUCAGUUGAUGGGAUGGUUCGAAUUUGUCUCUAGGAGUUAGGGAAGAAUGCUACAAUGUAAUCUUGGCAAAUUGGACAACUAUUUGAGAUUUCUGAAAGGAAAUAAUAGUUCCUUCUGUAUUCACAUACCACAAUACUAAAUAAAAUUAAUUUCUAACUAA
This is a messenger RNA of Populus nigra (black poplar), 1596 nucleotides long. RefSeq names its product AAA-ATPase At3g50940-like. Gene Ontology annotation, molecular function: ATP binding; ATP hydrolysis activity. The transcript is spliced from 2 exons. The coding region runs from base 1 to 1314 and encodes 437 amino acids. The record is from RefSeq and is a predicted model, not a curated record. NCBI's taxonomy places the organism in Eukaryota, Viridiplantae, Streptophyta, Magnoliopsida, Malpighiales, Salicaceae.